Messenger RNA from Oncorhynchus nerka (sockeye salmon), 1036 nucleotides. RefSeq names its product large ribosomal subunit protein uL18-like. The coding region runs from base 105 to 1001 and encodes 298 amino acids. Gene Ontology annotation, biological process: translation; ribosomal large subunit assembly. Gene Ontology annotation, molecular function: 5S rRNA binding; structural constituent of ribosome. The record is from RefSeq and is a predicted model, not a curated record. The transcript is spliced from 8 exons. Gene Ontology annotation, cellular component: cytosolic large ribosomal subunit; ribosome. Lineage: Eukaryota; Metazoa; Chordata; Actinopteri; Salmoniformes; Salmonidae.
UCUAUUCAUAGAAAGCGGUAUCCUGUCUGCGACGUCAGCAUUUUUGACCAACUCUGCAGCUACUUGGGAAGACUUUCAACUGUGAAGUUGGACAUUUUUCAAAAAUGGGCUUUGUGAAAGUCGUUAAAAGUAAGGCCUACUUCAAGAGAUACCAGGUGAAAUUCAGGAGAAGGCGAGAGGGGAAGACUGACUACUUUGCCCGUAAGCGCCUGGUCAUACAAGACAAGAACAAGUACAACACUCCCAAGUACAGGAUGAUCGUGCGGUUCUCCAACAGAGAUAUCUGCUGCCAGAUUGCUUAUGCCAAGAUUGAGGGUGACCAGAUUGUCAGUGCCGCCUACUCCCAUGAACUGCCAAAGUACGGCAUCACAGUGGGACUGACAAACUAUGCUGCAGCCUACUGCACAGGCCUACUGCUGGCUCGCAGGCUGCUGAACAAGUUUGGUCUGGACCAGGUGUAUGAGGGCCAGGUGGAGGUGACGGGAGAUGAGUUCAACGUGGAGAGUAUAGACGGCCAGCCGGGGGCCUUCACGUGUUUUCUAGACGCCGGGCUCGCCAGGACUUCGACGGGCAACAAAGUGUUCGGAGCACUAAAGGGCGCCGUCGACGGUGGCCUCUCAAUUCCUCACAGCACAAAACGUUUCCCAGGCUAUGACAUGGAGAGCAAAGAGUUCAACGCAGAGAUGCAUCGCAAACACAUCAUGGGCAUGAACGUGUCGGACUACAUGAGCUACCUGAUGGAGGAGGACGAAGACGCCUACAAGAAACAGUUCUCCCGCUUCAUAAAGAACGGCGUCACGCCAGACACAGUAGAGCAGAUGUACAAGAAAGCACACGCCGCCAUUAGAGAGAACCCAGUCCACGAAAAGAAACCCAAAAAAGACGUCAAGAAGAAGAGGUGGAACCGCGCCAAACUCUCGUUGGCACAGAGAAAGGACCGCGUUGCCCAGAAAAAGGCCAGCUUUCUACGAGCACAGGAAGCAGAGGCGGCGGAUGGUUAGAUGGACCACUGGCUUAAUAAAUGUAUUGCAAAUGA